AUGUUAAUUGAGGAUAUCAUCAAUGGUAACGACGAAGGCAGUGAUGAGGUGAGGUGGUGGAUGGUGAUGCGAUUGGAUGUUGACGAUAUGAGGGUGGCUAGGAACAUAAUGUUCACAAGAAUCAUGGUCUCUUUUGACGGCGAUCUUGAUGCUGAUGAUGAUUCCAGCAAAGAUGAUGUGGAGACUUUGAAAGUGGCGCUUAAUAAUAAAAAGAAUGUUAAUGUUAUCGUAAAAGGCGCCUUUAAUUUUUGCAACUUGCAUAAGUUGGAAGCUAUAAAAAUUGCGGACGUGUUGCAUAGGAAGCAAUUAAAAGGAGCCUAA
This is a messenger RNA of Helobdella robusta, 321 nucleotides long. RefSeq lists its product as hypothetical. Bases 1 to 321 code for a protein of 106 amino acids. The record is from RefSeq and is a predicted model, not a curated record. NCBI's taxonomy places the organism in Eukaryota, Metazoa, Annelida, Clitellata, Rhynchobdellida, Glossiphoniidae. The transcript is spliced from 3 exons.